CUUUUAUGAAUAUUUAAGUCAAGGAAGAGGAAAACAAUGGACAUCUUAGUUGCUUCUUUGAAAAUUCCAUGAGCUUUCAUUGAAUUGACUCGCUGACUUCAUAGUCUCCUCAAACAAAAACCAUAUCUCUAAAACCAUUUACUUCUGCAAAUUUGCAAGCUUUUCAAUCUGUCUACAAGCUUUCUUUGUUUGGAUUUUCACUUUUCAAACUGAUAAUGGCCGAAGCUUUUGUCAAAGCUAUGCUUGACAAUUUGAACUCUUUGAUCCAAAAAGAGUUUGGAUUGCUUUGGGGUUUCGACAAAGAGAUGGAAAAGUUGUCAAGCACCCUCUCAACAAUCUCUGCUGUUCUUGAAGAUGCAGAGGAGAAGCAGUUCAGAGACAGACCAAUAAAGAAUUGGUUGCGGAAACUUAGAGAUGCUUCUUAUGAGCUGGAUGACAUUUUGGAUGAGUGUGCGACGGAGGCUUCUCGAAUGGAGUAUGAAGGACAAAGAUCUGGAUCAACCCAAAAGGUACUUGCUUCUAAUUCCUUGUCAUGUUUCAAUCUAAUGAACACUUUUUGUCGCCAUAAGAUUGCAAAAAAAUUGAACAAGAUCAAAGAUAGAUUGGAUGAAAUAGCAAACGAGCGAGUGAAGUUUCACUUGCAAGAGGUUGUUGUCGAUAGGCGAACACGAAUAAGAGAAAUGCGCCAAACAAGCUCAAUCAUUACUCAACCACAAGUCUAUGGAAGAGAAGAAGAUAAGGAAAGGAUUGUUGAGUUUUUGGUGGAAAGUGCUUGUGGUAGCAAGAAUGUAUCAAUCUAUCCCAUUGUGGGUUUAGGGGGUAUUGGAAAGACAACACUUGCACAGCUUGUGUUCAACGACGAGAGGGUGAUCAAUCAUUUUGAGCUUAAACUAUGGGUUUGUGUUUCUGAAGAAUUUGAUGUGAAAAGGAUGAUAAAAGCAAUUAUUGAAUCUGUAUCUAGAAGUGCUUGUGAUUCACUGGACAUGGACCCCUUGCAGAAAAACCUUCAAGACAAGUUGAGAAACAGGAGGUUUUUGAUUGUCUUAGAUGAUGUGUGGAACGAGAAAGAAGAAGAGUGGGACAGGUUGAAAUAUGUACUAGAUUGUGGAUCUAAUGGUUCUUCAAUUGUUGUUACUACUCGUCUGAAAAAGGUUGCGUCGAUUAUGGGAACAACCUCAAUGCAUUAUUUGUCUGGUUUAUCUGAAGAUCAUUGUUGGUUAUUGUUCAAGCAACGUGCAUUUGGUGAUGAUGAAAGUGAAGAGCAGACUAAUCUUGUAAAAAUAGGGAAGGGGAUAGUGAGGAAGUGCGGAGGAGUACCACUUGCUGCCAAGACCUUAGGAAGCUUAAUGCGUUUCAAAAGAGAGGAAAGUCAAUGGCUUUCUGUCAUGAAAAGUGAGAUUUGGAAUUUACCUCAAGAUGAAAAUUCCAUCUUGCCUGCUUUGAGACUAAGCUACCUUCAUCUCCCAAUUGAACUAAGGCGAUGCUUUGCUUUUUGUGCUUUAUUUCCCAAGGAUUUUGAAAUUCAUAAGCAAACACUAAUCCGUCUUUGGAUGGCUAAUGGCCUCAUCUCUUCUGAAGGUAGAAUAGAGGUGGAAGAAAUUGGCAGUGAGAUAUGUAAUGAACUAUAUUGGAGAUCAUUUUUUAUGAACUAUCGCGAUGAUGAAUCUGGUAAACCUACUGACAGCUUCAUUAUGCAUGAUCUAGUACAUGAUCUUGCUAAAUCUAUUAUGGAGGACGCAUCAAUGGAUGGUGGCAGUCCAGUUAAAUCUUCAUCGAGAAGAGUUCGGCAUAUGUUGUGUACAUAUUUUGCUCGACCUUUCGACAACAUAUCUAAUGCUCAAUCAACCUUACGAACUUUUAUGACAGCACACCAGCUAGGAGUUUCAAAUGAAAAGUGGCCCAAGUUUUCAUAUGACCUGAACGAUUUUCCUUCACUGCGUGCUUUUUCUAUUGAAAAAUGUCAAUUUUCACCGUCCAUAUCAUCUAUACUCAGUUAUCAUAAACAUUUACGGUACUUGAACCUUUCAGGAACUGAUAUUAGAAUCCUUCCAACAGCAAUUUGUUCCUUACCAAAUUUACAAACUUUAGAUUUAGCACAUUGUCAUAAGCUUCAAAAGCUACCCAAGCAUAUAAGUCGCUUGACAAGUUUACGCCAUCUUGACAUCUAUCAUUGUUGUUCAUUAUCUCACACACCACCCAACAUUGGUCGACUAACUUGUCUAAAGACAUUAAGCACUUUCAUUGUGGACGAAAAAAGAGGACAUCACUUGGACGAAUUGCAGGGUCUAAAUCUAGGAGGUGAUCUUCAGAUCCAAGACCUUCAGAAAGUGAGAACUUCAAUGGAUGCCAAAAGAACCAAUUUGAUCAGUAAGAAGGAUCUGGAUUCUUUGUCCCUGUGUUGGGGUGAAAAUGAUCCUCAAUCUCCACAAAAAGCCGAGCACGUACUUGAAGCUCUUGAACCUCCUCCAAAUUUGAGUUAUUUGCUUAUCCAAAGUUAUGAAGGUUUCUGUUUCCCACGUUGGUUCGAUAUUGGAAUACUUGAAAAUAUAGUUAACCUGACACUUGCUAGAUGCAAGAAUAUUUCACUGCUUCCACCAUCUCUCAGAAAACUGCCGUCUCUAAAAUCACUUGAAAUAUCAGGAAUGAUUUCUGUGCGGUAUUUGGACCAUGAAUCCUAUGAUGGAACUUCGAUGAGAAGUUUCAUGUCCUUAAGAUCUCUCACGAUGAAAGCAUUACCAAAUCUAGAAAAGUUGUCGAGGGAAGAAGGAAGAGAGAUGUUCCCAUGUUUGACUUCCUUGAACAUUGAGAAAUGCCCAAAACUGACCUUGCCUAGCCUUCCAUCGAUCAAAAACUUGUACAUAGGGGAGUGCAAUGAGGUGCUACUAAAAUCAAUUCCGAACUUCAGUGCUCUUACUUGGCUCUCUUUCUGACAAUGAUCAGAUGACUUCAUUUCCUGAUGGAAUGCUACAAAAUCUCAACUCUCUCAAAUCGCUUAAAAUUUCACGGUUUACCAAGCUUCAAGAGUUGUGCUUUGACAUACUAAUCAGCCUUGGUUCUCUGGAGAGUUUACUCAUUAUGUCUUGUUAUGAGCUCAGAUGUUUUCAAAUGGGAGUAUUGCGAGGAUCGAUUUCUCUGAAAACUAUACGAAUUAUCAAUUGUAUAAAGUUCAAAUCUUACUACACAAGCUCUAUAGUUUUCACUGAGCUUCAAUCUUUAAGACUUUUUGGCGGCUUAUCAGAGCUGAAAAGUGAUCCAAAUGGAUUUAAAAACCUUCCUUCCCUUCGAAGCUUGUAUUUAUCAGGGUGCAAUUUUGCUUGGAAUUGGAAGGAUUAUCCUUGUUCUAAGUUGGCAGUUUUGCCCGAGACCAUAAAAUAUCUGUCGUCGCUUGGACAUAUGUCCAUAUCUCAUUUCCCAAAUCUAGGAUCGCUGCCUGACUCACUCGGCAACCUUACAUCUCUUCAGCACUUGACCAUUAGAGAUUGCCCAAAGUUGACAUAUUUGCCUGCCAGCAUCCAAAAUCUCUCCAACUUGGAGGGAUUAUGGAUUGUUUCAUGCCCAAAUUUAAUGAAGAAAUGCGAAAAGGAAUGGGGAGAAGAAUGGCAUAAGAUAGCCCACAUUCCAACCGUGGAGGUUCAUGCCACCGACCCAUCUCCACUCUUCGAGAAAAGAGAGAUGUCAAAAAAUUGCUGCUUCAACUAGAGAGGUACAACAUAAAAGUCCAUUUUGUGGCUUAAACUAAUGAAGCUGGAGAAGAGUUGGCCAUCAUUAACCAAAGAUUGAGCAUUGAGAUGGAGAAUACUCACAGGAGAAGGAUAAACUGACUGUUCCUAAUUCGUUUUGUUUUGUUGUUGAGCUCCUUUUUGUUUCAUUGACUAUUGAUUUUCGCUAUUCCUUUUUGACGUUUGAAAUUUUAUAUCCUUCAACGUUUUCUUUGUUUAAAUUAUUAUUGUAAGCUAUAUAAUAUAUAUAUAUAUAUAUUUCUACCA
This is a messenger RNA of Ziziphus jujuba (common jujube), 3986 nucleotides long. RefSeq names its product putative disease resistance protein RGA3. The record is from RefSeq and is a predicted model, not a curated record. Gene Ontology annotation, biological process: defense response to other organism. The coding region runs from base 216 to 2930 and encodes 904 amino acids. Lineage: Eukaryota; Viridiplantae; Streptophyta; Magnoliopsida; Rosales; Rhamnaceae. The transcript is spliced from 2 exons. Gene Ontology annotation, molecular function: ADP binding; protein binding.